Molecule: messenger RNA, 1551 nt
Organism: Penicillium maclennaniae
Lineage: Eukaryota; Fungi; Ascomycota; Eurotiomycetes; Eurotiales; Aspergillaceae
Product: Zn(II)2Cys6 transcription factor domain-containing protein
Exons: 3
Coding region: 1-1551 (516 amino acids)
Biological process (GO): regulation of DNA-templated transcription
Molecular function (GO): zinc ion binding; DNA-binding transcription factor activity, RNA polymerase II-specific
Source: RefSeq, a predicted model, not a curated record
AUGCCCGGGGCUCCUUGGAGAUCCCAGGGAUGUAAUACCUGCAGGAGGCGCAAGGUCAAGUGCGACGGGGAACGACCCCACUGCGCGCGAUGUCUACGAGGUGGCCAUCGCUGUGACGGUUACGAUCGAUCUCGGAAGUUCGUCCAUGCCUUCUCAGCACCCAAGAACACUGUCCAGGACCUUCCGGUGGCCAAGCGACCACCCCAUGAGCACGAAGCAAGCUUUUCGGCGAUCAACGUCAACACGCAAAUCCGAUCCCAGCUGUUUUCCUUAUUCAUCGACUCAUACAUUCCAUCGCGGCCCGUGGGCCAUAUCAACUUCCGAUGUCAGCAGACUUCAAAUCUGAUCGAGGUCUUCCCGACCGUCAUGAAUGGCAAGAAUAGCCAGUUACUCGACCGGGCCAUAUCAGCACUUGCGGCGGUCUUUGUGGGCAAUAAGAUCGACGAUGAACAGUUGGUUCGUCAUGGCGUUGGGCUAUAUAAUAACGCCAUUCAAGUAUUUGCUCGUCUCAUACCACGAUCUGGACUCCCGGUUCAAGAGGUUCUGUGUGCGAAUGUCGUCUUCCAAUUAUAUGAGCUGAUCAACUGUACAUCCGGAUUUUCUGGAUGGACAGCGCAUAUGGAAGGUGCUAACGCUGUGCUCGCUCGACACCAACAAUUCCUGGAAAGAGACAAAUUAUCCCUAAUGUUACUUCGCCAGCUGAAACUAUCAAAUGUGAGCCCCCAAGUCACGCUUCCCCUGUCGUGGAACCAGAACUCAUUCAAACAGAUAUUCCAUGCAAUAGGAAAAUCCAAAUCCGCCCUCGCAUUCUGUCCGAUGUGGCGGUUUUUAUCCCCGAAGGACUCGGAUGACCCCAUCGACGAAAUCAUCGACAUCCUCAUGGCAUGCACCAGUCUACUCGAGCAAGAAGAUGAAUUGCAAUCUAUAUAUGACGCCGAUCAAUUAACCCAGCAAUGCUGGGAUCUUAAUACGCAAACCUUGGCAUGGAACGACAAGCUCGAAGUAAUCCAUGGAAGACCGCUCUACACCAGAGUUCCGGACGAGACCAAAGUCACUCGAACUCAAUCCAGCAGAAAUAUCUUACCUGAGAGAUAUCAUUUCAUCAACCUUGAAGUCGCAGAAUCUCACAUGCUCUGUUGGACUGCAAUGCUCAUAAUGUACUCUCUUUUCCAUCGACUGGAGAUGUAUAAAAAGCAUCUUUCUCCGGGAUACACGUCCGACGAAGAUGCAGAAUCGUUCCUCAAAGGAGCACAGUACUACGCUACGCAGAUCUGCCUAGGCGUGGGCUACUUCCUCCAGCCCCACAUGCACAUCCUUGGCGGGCAUAACUUGCUCUUCCCGGUGAGCAUGGCAUCUCAGUUCUUCCUGAUUAACGAACUGCAUGGCCAGUACCAGUGGUGCCAGGAGGUCUUUGUUGCACUCGAGGCCGAUGGCCUUGGGCUCGCUAGUGUAUUGCUGGGGACGCCCUGGUCCAGGUAUAAAGAAAGUAGUCCGCCUGUGAUUGCGAUUGACACCGAAGCUGCGGCUGAAGAUUUGGUGUGCGAUACUUGA